Bombyx mori (domestic silkworm) is the source of this 4649-nucleotide messenger RNA. RefSeq lists its product as uncharacterized. The transcript is spliced from 17 exons. Lineage: Eukaryota; Metazoa; Arthropoda; Insecta; Lepidoptera; Bombycidae. The record is from RefSeq and is a predicted model, not a curated record. Bases 505 to 3147 code for a protein of 880 amino acids. Gene Ontology annotation, cellular component: plasma membrane.
AGUGGCAUCCGGCGUCACGCGGAGCCAGCCGCUGGCCGCGUUCCUCGCUAUCUUGCGCCUCUACUUACGUAAGUGACGCGACUAUAAAAUAAUCAUAAACUUAUGAAAACACUCGCCGAGCGUCUUUAUACGUGUAUUACGUGAUCUUGAAAAAUGUGAGUGGCUACGUUCCGUAAGUUAAGCUCGUUCCAACUUUUACAAGUGCGUGAAACGUUUGUUGUGAUAGUUUGACGUUUUAGUGAUCUUCAAGACUGUUAUUGCUAAUUAGGACCGACGAGGAGGGUUGCGAGGCAACACAGUCACCCAAUGGAAAAAGAAAAAUUUUGCGAAUCAAAAAUUUCGACAGUAUAGUUUCUCAGUGAUAAAAGUUAGUGAACAUGUUCUAUUUGUGCCCCAUGUGUAGUUCUGUGUUUUCGUACGAGUGUCAGUGAGGUAUAGUGGCAAAUGCGAAGACGGCGUGGCUGGGCGGCGGCGCGAGCCCCACGGUGAGUGCCCGCGCGCACCAUGCGCCGCCCGCUGGCGCUGCUGCUAGUCGCCGCUGCGAGCGUCGCUGUUUCCGCGCAAAUCGCUUGGACGCCAAUCUUUCUUGACGGCAGCAGUCAAGUGGAUCUCUGGACGCAGUCGUCAAGCGGAUGCGCGUGCCCAGGCGAGGGCGGCGAAGAGUGCGCGUGUUGCGUGCGUGACGGCGCGUGUCCGUGCGGCGACAUCGCGCCCGCCCGCUGCUCGCAGUGCGGACUCGAACAAUACUGUGCUAAUAUGUGCAACAUAACGAUAGAUUCUCGGAUCCUGAAGGCCAAAUCGGGGAAGAGCUUUGGACAAAUUAAAUCGCCAUCCAUGGAGGGACCAGGUUCCUGCUCUUACUUCCUACAGCCCGACGCUGGACAGCGGGUAGAGCUACAGCUGUAUCGACUGGUUUCUGUUGGAAAAUUUAAUGGUACCAGUUGUGUAGGCGGAUGGAUCCAAUUGAGUAGUGCAAGUGCAGUUCGGACUGAUAGUGUGGCUGAAACUCGGCUAUGUGGGGCGAACGAGCGUUACACUCCGCCUGUUGUACUCUUCGCAGACCAUGGCGCAGCUCUGCUUGAGUUCAGAAUAAUAGAAAAAACUGUGAGGUCUCAAUUCCUGGCAUUCUUCAGCUUCACCUCGCUGAGCAAUACUCAAGGGGUGGGUUUUCACCCCAGUGGAGGCUCCCGGAUACCGCACACAGACUGCGACUGGUUAUACCAGGAUGUUUCGUGUCGUGGUCCGAACGCCUGUAUCCUCGCGAGCCCCGGGUACCCAGGCUUGUAUCCACCGCAUCGCAAAUGUCGUUAUCUCUUCGCAACUAACUCCGUGCACACCAGGGUCAAAAUCAUCUUCACUUCCAUAUUACUACCCAGAAAUCACUGUACAUGGGAUUAUCUGACGUUAAGGGCUGGGAGCUCGCCGUCAGCACCGCUACUUGCCUCGCUUUGUUCAGAAAGAAUGGCGACAUUGGAACAUCCCGGACCCAAUUUACUAUUAGAGUUCAAGUCUGGUCCUUUGGUGCCUCCUUACGAUUAUAACGGGUUCAUAGCUAAAUUAGAGUUUAUUGAGCGACUGGACAGCAGUGGUGCGCCGCCUACUGUGUUACCAGCUUCCCCCCCACUAGCCGCCCUUACACAUCUUUUAGAUAAUGGUGAUGCAGCGUUAGACGCAUUGGGUUCGAAUGAAGUGUUCGCAAACAGCGGAGGUCGUAUAGGUUGCGGCGCUAUUGUCCGAGGGUACGGCCCGGGCGGCCUUCGCUCGGGUCAUUUCGACACGCGAGCCACGACCUGGCGUACGCAGUGUACAGUACAUCUCAUCGGAGCUGCCACCGAUGUUGUACAAGUCUCUUUGUUUAAUUAUAACUUAAGGUUACAAGGCUGUAGGUCUCAUAUAGAAAUUUUAGAAGGUCUCCACGAAUUUAGUUCGAGAGAAAGAGACAGGUCUGAGAAAGGAGAUCGUGCUCUGCUCAAGGUGUGCGGGCCCGCCGCUCGAGAAGCCAGGGAUCCGUCUGGAAGGUUCUUGAUACGUCAAGCUGUGACUUCGAAAGGUGCUAAUUUGACGAUAAUGGUGCGAAGAGCAUUGUCACAGAACGCAGAGGAGGAGGAGUUUGUUGAUGGUGCAUUCGCGUUUCAUGACGAACAACACGAAGGGACUGCCUCGCCGGACGCAACGUGCGCGUCCACGCAUUACGGUCUCGCUGCACCGGCCCACGGAGGAGUCUCCGCACCCUCGCAUCAUCAUAUAUUCUGGAAUAUAGAAGAGAGACUGCUGUGUACACAUCGGUUUAUACCGGCCUCAAAUCAAAGUGUUACUGUGGAGAUCCAGCGGUUAGACCGCAUGUGGAGUGCAGAACCGACGGGGACCACUGGCGCGUCCGGAUGCAGGACGGCCUGUGGCGACGCUGGGUGUGAAUGCAGAGCACAAACUCCGUUACAUUAUCAUGAUCACGUGGCGCUAGUGGCUGGAGACGGAACCCACCUCUCCUGUCUGUGCGGCGAUUUUCAGGCUGCUUGGUUGCCUGUCGUCGUCCGUAGUUGGACCAGCGUCCGCCUGGAGUACUCCGUGGCCCACUACACGUAUGCGAGUAGGGGAUUCGAUUAUGCUGCUGCAUAUAGUUUCAACGAUGAUGCCAUGUGCGGGCAGAGAACAUUUACAACACAUUCAGGUGAGAUUUCAUCGAAGAACGUGUCCGUCACGGGAAGCUUAAACGAGUUUUUCUAUCAGCAGUGCACUUGGGUGCUUGACUCGAACGUCGAGAGACAGCUUUUCAUAGAUAUAACGUCGGAACAGGACAAGUCGUGUGGUUCAUGGAAUAUCACCCUUCAUGAGUGGUCUGGAGCAGGAGCGCACAGCGACGCAGGUCUCUCGGGAGCGGCGGGAGACCUCCUCUAUACGUUCUGUGCAAGACACAAGAACCACACAUAUACGUUGCCUUGGAGACUGAAUACCCUUGUUAUAAGGUUGGUAGCACUGUCGCGGCAACAACCAUUGUACACGAUAAGGUGGCGUUCACAAGUCGUAAGAGCGAACAAUCGCUUGGGACCCCCGACACCCGUUCCCGCAGCCUCGGCCGCGGGCAAUGGGCUCACUAUCUCGUACAUCUUGUAUUGCGUCUUAUAUUGCAUACUACAGUACGCUUUAUAAUUUUGGUUAUUAUCGAACUAGGAAUUGUAAACGAACUAAAAAACGUAAUGGAGUGUUCCGUGAUUAGAUUUAAACGUCAACAAACAUUUUGUAAUACAUUUUAUACAUAGGCAAUUAAUUGAGAUAUGUUGUAUUGACCACAGCAUUUUUAAUAUUUGAACACUGUGAUUUAUGUCACUUUAUUUUUUUGCAAUUCAAUCUCUUUAAGGAGUAUGCAAAUAAUUGAGAAACACUUGCGUUAAUUUCAACUUUCUGAUAUGUUUUUUAUGGCUUAUUUAAAAUCAUUAAAAUGGUUCUACGAUAAAUCGUGCUGUUAUUGUAAGCAAGAAAACAAGUUAAAAUGCGUAAUGAAAUUAUUUUCUUUAUAUCUAGAUAACUAAUAGGUGUUUAUAUUGUGUAUUGAUUUGCGUUGUAGUUAGUAAUGAAUUUAGCAUUAAAUGGAUUAUGUAUUUAUUGUCAAUUACGUAACUAACAUUUAUUGUUUUAAAAGGUAAUAAUGUGCGGAACAACUAUAUAGGGAAGGGAUAAGAAAAAGCUAUUUUGGCGGUCGUAUACGCUUUUUCUCGCCAAAGGCUUUUUAUUUAAGAUGUUAUUUUUGUUGUCGAUUUUCUUGGUAAUUUACUACGAAGUUACAAUCUGUUUGAGUUGGUUUGGGUUUAUGCUGGUAAUUUAUUAUGAUUUUUUGAUGGACUUUCAUAAAAAAGUAUGCACAACAAAAAUCGCAGAUCGUUUUCAUUAUAACUUUAUUCACGGAAAGUUUUUAAGAAUAUUCAUAUGUUAACUAUUACAAACAGCACGAAUACUUGGUGGCUAGGUUUUAAUCGUUAGAGUGAUUUAUCGUGAUCUCUUAAAUCGAAACUUUGUUGAAAAAUUGAUGUCCAAUUUUCUAUUAAAUUAAGUUAUUCGCCCACGAUUUAAAACAUUAAAGUAUUGGCCAAUCAUUUAUGCAUGAAGUCGUAGUCUUCGUUACAUUGCUUGUUCAAGCUCCGAGCCUUCAAACUGGACGCGGAAUCUCGGUUACUAGUAUACUAAUACUAUAACAGUGACCGAGUAAUACUUAGUAAUACUAGGUACUAGUAUUCUCAAAGAUUUAAAUUGUUAGGAUCGUGGUACACAUCAAAAGUCGUCAAAUUUUAACAACGUUUCAGGAAUGAUAACAGGCGAUAAGUAAUUAAGAAUUAGUUACGCUGCUUGAGUAUGAUAGAUAGGCUUUAUGGUGUUUUUUAUACAUUGCUGACUUAGUUGCCUGCAAUAGUGAAUCUAAAUAGUGCUUUGACAUAAAAAUGCAUACAACGUUUACUAAUAUCAGUAAAAUUAGUUAGAUGUAAAUAGUCUGAAUUGACAGAUUUUAUAAUAAUUUUGUUUUGUUUCAAUCUAUUUGUUUGGAAUCUGUCAGUUCGUAAUUUUAGAUUUAUUACGUAAGAAUGGCUAAUUAACUUUACUUAAGUAGAAUAUUAUUAAAAUAAUGUUUGUUACACCGAAAUAGAUAAAUCAAAGGCAAA